AACCUAAGUGAGAAGGUGUUUGAUGCUCAGGAGUUUGACACUGCAUUUUUUGAAGGUCUUCACAGUCCUUUGCUGGUCAGAUGGAAAGACGUCCGCUGGGAGGAUGGAAUGCAGUAACAUGGCUUCUCUUCCUACAUUUAACAGGUUGUGUGUUAGUGGAGGGGAUCGGUCGCUGUAGUCUGUUCGGCCAGCAGCAUGUGCACACGUUUGAUGGAGUGAUUUAUGACUUUGCUGGGGAUUGUAGCUACAUGCUGGCUGGAGACUGCAAUCGCAGAACAUUUUCAAUACUGGGUGAUUUGUCUCAGGGCAGAAGAAAAGGAGUGACACUUUAUCUGGGAGAAUUGUUUGAGUUGCAUCUGUCUGUAGAUGGAAUACUAACACAAGGAACAGAAAGGCUCCGUUUGCCAUAUGCCUCUGGCUCAGUGUUUGCUGGUUUUGAGUUGGGCAGUGUGCGCUUGUGGAGUGAGGAGUUUGGCUUCUCUAUUCGCAUCGAUCCCAUGCACAACAUUCAGCUCACCCUUGGUAAAAACCAUGCCAACAACACCUGCGGUCUGUGUGGAAACUACAACUCUGUGCCCGGGGACGACUACACUGCACAAGAAGGUUUCGUGGCAGAGGAUCCGUAUGACUUUGCCAACUCUUGGGCUCUUAAUGGAGCAGCUGAACUUUGUAAACGUGUAAAGCCACCUUCACAGACCUGUAAUACCACAGGAGACUCAGUCAAGGUUAGUCAGCAGAAUGCUGUAAAUCUUAUGUCCAAGUGUGAGGUUCUGCGCACCUCUGCGGUGUUCCUACGCUGUGCUAGCCUGGUGGAUGCAGAUGCGUUCUUGUCAGUGUGUGAGUCGGAUGCGUGUCACUGCAAAGAUAAAGACGAUUGUGUUUGCCAGGCUCUGCUGGAAUAUGCUCGUACAUGUGCUAGCCAUGGACUGGUUCUGUCUGGUUGGCAUACACACAGCCAGUGCAGUCCAAAGUGUCCUAUAGGAAUGCAGUACAGUGAAUGCUCCCCGUCAUGUUCCACAUCGUGUCAAAGUCUCAACAUUCAUGAAGUCUGCGAGGACCAGUGUGUGGAUGGAUGCACCUGUUCAGUGGGUAAGGUCCUGGAUGGAGAACGUUGUGUUGAUGUCUCCCAGUGUUCAUGUCAGCAUACAGGGAAGCGCUACCCUCCUGGUUCCACUAUCACACAGGACUGCAACACAUGUGUGUGUCGUCAUGGAUCUUGGGAGUGCACCAAUGAGGGAUGCCCAGGAGAGUGUGUGGUAUCAGGACAGUCACACUUCAAGACAUUUGAUGACAAGUUCUUUACCUUCAGUGGCCUCUGUCAGUAUCUGCUGGCUAAAGACUGUCACUCCAACUGGUUCUCUGCUGUCAUAGAAACUAUGCAGUGUGCAGAUGACCAGGAUGCUGUGUGUACACGUUCUGUCACCCUGAAAUUUCAUGACCUGUCCAAUCAGACAAUAAGGCUGAAACAUGGAGGUGUGGUCUCUGUGGACGGCCUGGACAUUCAAACACCGUUAAUCAAUGGAGCGCUGCGUAUCCAGAGCACUGUCUUGUCAUCAGUAAGAUUGAAUUAUGGAGAUAAUCUCCAGCUGGACUGGGAUGGUCAUGGACGUGUACGACUCAGGCUUAGUCCAGUGUAUGCAGGGAAAACAUGUGGCCUGUGUGGAAACUAUAACCGUAACCAAGGUGAUGACUUUCUAAUCGCGGGCGGCCUGGUAGAGACACAAGUUGAAGGUUUUGGAAAUGCCUGGAAGAUGAACGCGGAGUGUGACAACAUCCAAAAGCAACCCACUGAUCCAUGCAGCUUAAAUCCAAAGAGAGUAAACUUUGCAGAAGAGGAAUGUGCAGUGAUGCUAUCGGUGAAAUUCGAACCAUGCCAUCACAAGGUGAGCCCUGGUCCAUACCUGAAGAAUUGCCGCUAUGACGUGUGCUCCUGUGCAGAUGGCCACGCUUGUCUAUGUGCAGCUGUGAGCAGCUACGCAGCCGCAUGCUCAGCGCAGGGAGUGCUGAUCGACUGGAGGAGACAGGGAUACUGCGAACUGGCCUGUCCAGGUGACCAGGUGUACGAUGCGUGUGGAAGUGCAUGUAACCAGACGUGUCGUUCACUGUCUAUGCCGGACAUUAAGUGUGACAGUGUUUGUGAGGAGGGUUGUUUCUGUCCUCGUGGGCUUUAUCUCAGCGAUACAGGACUCUGUGUAGCACCAGACCACUGCACGUGUCACUAUGAUGGAGAAAUCUACCAGCCCAAUGACAUGUUCGCUGAUCACCACUCAAUCUGUUAUUGUGAGAAUGGCUCCAUGCGCUGCAGUUCCAGUGAUCUCUCACCGUCUGUGCUAUCAGACCUCUUUUUUGAUGAACCUGCACCUUCAAGAGAUCGGCGAUCUCUGUCCUGCCCGACCCCACUGCAGCAUCUACAGUGUGAGAGUACGAGAGACGUGGGAAUCGAAUGUGCUAAAACAUGCCAGAACUUGGACUUUGAAUGUGUGAGCCAGGGCUGCAUCUCUGGCUGUGUGUGCCCUCCUGGGACGGUUCGUCAUAAAAAAGAAUGCAUUCCUCCGAACCAGUGUCCAUGUUUCCAUAACAACCAGCCCUAUUUUCCUGGACAGAGUAUCAAUAUAGACUGCAACACCUGUGUGUGUGCUGGACGGCAGUGGAACUGUACUCAACGAGUGUGUGAUGGUGUGUGCCGUACAGUAGGAGAGUCACACUACAUCAGUUUUGAUGGACUAAAAUUCUCCUUUCCAGGACCCUGUCAGUACAUUCUUGCUCAGGAUUACUGUAAUGGUUUGGAUGGUACAUUUCGGGUGCUGGUGGAGAACUCUGCCUGUGGGGUGGUAGGACAUCGCUGCAGGAAAAGCAUCAGUGUGUUUUACAUGGGAGGACUGAUCACCAUGGAGCAUGAAGAGGUGAAGAUGAGGAGGCCUGUGAUGAAGGAAACUGAUGUUGAGAUUGUGCGCUCUGGACUCUAUUACAUUGUUCUUCUAGGAAAACACAUCUCUCUCACCUGGGACAGGGGCACUCGCAUUAUACUUCAGAUCAACGGCCAAUACAAGGGCAGAGUCUGUGGUUUGUGUGGUAACUUUGAUGGCAGUCAAAAUAACGACCUAUUGAGCAGCAACAAUCAAAUGGAGGUGGAUCCUGUAGAUUUUGGAAACUCCUGGAAGGUCCGACCCAGCUGUGCUGAUGCUGUUCAGGUGGCACCUCCAUGCAAUAGUGACAUAGUAAAGCUGGUCACCGUGGAACAGUCAUGUCGUGUCCUCAGCAGCCCUCUCUUCAAGAAGUGUAACAGAGUGGUGGACCCGGAGCCGUACUGGGAAAUCUGCACUCAUGACACAUGUUCAUGUUCGUCUGUUGGAGACUGCUCUUGCUUCUGUGAUGCCAUUGCUGCUUAUGCCCAUGAGUGUGCCCAGCACGGAGUGUUUAUAGAGUGGAGGUCCAAUGAUCUGUGCCCUCUGAGCUGUGAGGAUUUCAACAAAGACGCAGGUCUAGAGUGUGAGUGGAGGUAUAAUGCAUGUGGUAGUGCCUGCCCAAGAACAUGCCAGCAUCCAGAACCCUUGAAUUGCCCAAACACCUGUCUAGAGGGCUGCCAUGCCUUCUGCCCACCAGGUCAGGUGUUAGAUGAGGUUCUGCAACGUUGCGUGGAACCAUCUCAGUGCAAGGUGUGCAUGCACAAUGGAGAACGAAUUUCCCAUGGAAAGCAGAUCAUUCUGAAUCAUAAUGAUCCUCAUCUUUGUCAGAUAUGUCACUGUGAGGACAACACUUUGACAUGCGGUCCAUGCCCUCCCUCUGGCCCAACCACAACACUUUCUCCAACCACUGCGUUUACUACACCCACGCCCCUCCCCUUCUCCACAGCGGUGCCAGAGGAUGCCUGCAAUAGAGCAAUGGAUCUAGCCUUCCUGGUUGACGGCUCCUCGUCUCUCAGUGAGGAUGAUUUUGGUUUGGUGAAACAGUUUAUUCUGGGAGUUGUGGAGCGCUUCCGCAUGGGCUCUGCCUACACUCGAGCUACGGUCCUACUCUUCCAUUCAGGAGUAAAGAGCUACAACAUGCAGGUGCAGAAGUGGCUCUUUAAGAAAAUGGUGCGUGAAAUGCACUACAGUGGUGGGGAUGUCGCCUUCAUGGAUGAAGCCAUCAAGUACCUAUCUGUAUAUAUUUACGACAAGAACAAGCGAGAUCACGCUGGGCGUGUUGCUAUUUUGUUGACAGCUAGCACUAACCCAAGGACAAUGCGCACCACCCAGCGGCUGCUAAAGAAAAAAGACAUCACUGUUCUCACCAUCGCCCUCGGACCUGACGUCAGCCUGGCACAGGUUAAUGAAAUCACCAAGGCCACACCCAGUAGCCGGGCAUAUGUGCUGAGCAGUGUUGGGGAAUUAGAGAAUAAAGCUUUAGAGAUCACCGAUUAUCUCUGCACCCUGGGACUAGACCCAGAGCCACCAAAGAAAUCCACCCCUAAAGCCACCACCACCGCCACUACAACCACCACAACUCAUGCCUCCAUUAUCCAAAAUACAGAAUUAACCAAAUCUACCACUUCUCCACCUAUAGCUGCAGUAAUGACUGCAUUUCCCAGCAUCCCCAGCCCUGGAACUACCCCUUCUCCUUCUUCAGUGACCAUCCAUGACAUCACCAUCCUGCUAGAGGGGUCUGACAGCGUAGGGGAGGAAGGUUUUAACCGUACACGAGAUUCACUAAUCGAUAUUCUGACUACAUUUGAACAACACAGUGAGGAAAAAUACCGUAUCACGAUCAUGCAAUACUCCUUCAGUGUUACCAUCGAAAUUAACCAGAUGGAGAUUCAGCGCAGGGAGGUGAUAUUGCGCAAACUGAAAGAGAUCCGCUGGCGUGGGGGUGCCCAGAUCAACACAGGGCACGCCAUUCGCUCCCUCUAUGAAUCCACCACUACCCAGACACCUAAUCACUCUUCAGGCCAGAUGGUAUUUCUGAUAACUCAGAAUCCACCCACUGAUGUGAUUCAGAGGCCACCAAGCUCCACCCACACGCAGGUGAUUCCUAUCGGGAUUGGUCCACAUGUACAAGAGGUGGAUCUAGAGCCGCUGAGUUUCCCACAUGCUCCCAUCAUGCUGAAGAAUCCUGAACAGCUCCGCUCACUGGGGCCUUUACUGGUUAACAUCACAAGAACAAGAAAAGGACCGUACAUACCUGUACUACCACCUAGACCUACACUGCCCCCUUCAGUGCCUUGCUCCAAGCCCAUGGAUGUACUGUUUUUGCUGAGAGGCACUUCUGGUGAUCAGUUUGAAGAUCUGAAAACAUUUGUCAGAUCCUUUAUUAAGAGUACUGACAUUGGUCAUAAUAAAACCCAGGUAGCAGUGGCUGUAUAUGGAGAAAACCCAGUGGAAUCUAUAUCCUGGAGAGAUGUACAGAGUCCAGCAAACCUUCUUCAGAUGUUGAACAGAUUAGAGAGCAAGCCAGACAUUGCUCCAAAACUGGGUGCUGCUUUGCGAUCAGCUGUGCAAAGUUCCAUUUCUUCCACAAGUGGGGGUAGGAUGGGUGUGGCUAAGGUUGUGGUGAUGCUGGUUAUUGACAGGUCAACAGACUCAGUACAGGAGCCUGCAAAUGAGGCCCUUACUGCUGGCGUUUCAGUGUUUCCUAUUGGAGUAGGUAAUCAGUAUGACCAGACUGAACUGAGCAUGCUCACGGGCCCUUAUUCACAGCAAAACAUCAUAAAGCUGAGGAGUACAGAUGACCUGCUUGCCAUGGUUACUCUGGACCGUUCCUUUCCGGACAAGCUCUGCAGGGCUGGUCCUCCUGGGGUGUGUGUAGAUGACGAUGGAAAAGAAAGAAAGCCUGGAGAUACAUGGCUGUUGGCAGAUGGUUGUCACUCGCUUUUGUGUAACCCGACUGGAGCGGUGACCCUGCAGAGCCACAGAGUCAACUGUGAGAGGAUGGAGCCCCCGACCUGCAAGAACAACCUAAAAGCCUUAAAGGUUAACCAGACCUGUGGCUGCACCUGGGCCUGCCCGUGUAUGUGCAUGGGCAGCUCCACCAGUCAUGUGGUGUCAUUCGGAGGUGCAGCUCUGAAGCUGAAAGGAGCCUGCUCCUAUCUGCUGCUUCGCUCAGGCGGGGCAGAACUAGUCCUGCACACCACCGCCUGUCAGGGUUUACCCAAUCAGAUUUGCAUGAAGAGCUUGGAACUGAAAGAUGGAGGAACUAGCGUGGUGCUGAGAGACGAUAUGAAGGUGACAGUGGAUGGCGUGGUUACUGCAGUACCCUUCAGACAGGGUGGAUUAGCUGUCACUCAGAUUGGAGCUCUGCUUCACCAGCUACGGUCCGAGAGACAUGGGUUCACCCUCAGCUUCACUCCACAUAGCAAUGAGUUUACCAUCACAAUGGACCUCACCGUAAUCACUAACACCACCGGCAUUUGUGGUUCGUGCUCAGAUGAUCGGACAAACUUGCUGCUUCCUGAUGGUUUAGAAACUUCCGAUUCAGAUGUGUAUCUGAAGGCUUGGGCUCUAGGAGAGUGUGCUUGGGAUAGAGGAAAUUCAUACUGUGAGGCUGGAGUGGCACAGAGCUGUGAGCUGUUAGAUUCAGAGGUGUUUAGCCAGUGCCAUGUGCUGGUGCCACCUCAGGACUAUGUGGCCAUGUGUCGGCAGGUGGCCUGCCACCCUUCUGUGGUGUGUGACAUUCUUGCUGCCUACAGUAGUGCAUGUAGACAACAGGGUGUAUGUGUCAACUGGAGAACACACGACCUGUGCCCUAUGGCUUGCCCUAAGACUAUGGAAUAUGAUGCAUGUCGUACUGGGUGUAUGGAGCAGUGUGGCAGUGGUCAGCCUCUCCUUGGUGAUGUGGACUGGAGGGGUGAUGGUAUGACAAACAGUGCUCAGUGUUGGAGCACCCCUGCUGAGGGCUGCUUUUGCCCCCAUGACACACUGCUUCGAGGGGGAGAGUGUGUUAGAAGAGAGGUCUGCAACCAAUGUGUGGAUCAACAUGGACAAGCUCACCAGUUUAUGGAGAGCUGGACUCCUGAUGGCAACCCAUGUUUGCUGUGUGUGUGUCUAGACCAGCAGCGUAUUAACUGCACCGCCUUGCCAUGUACCAGUGCUAAAGCUCCUGUAUGUGGAGAGUGUGAAAUUCUUCUGGAAAAGAAGGAAUCCAAGUGCUGCCCAGAGUACGAAUGUGUGUGUGACACUAAAACGUGCAAGCAGUCCUCUCCUUUGCAGUGUAAAAAUGGACUCAGGUCUGUCCUUACAAAUCCAGGUGAAUGUGCACCAGUCUAUCAGUGUGUCUGUCAUAAGGAAGACUGCUCUGCUAUCAAGCCCUCAUGCCCUUCACACAAAAAGCUGUCAGUCAAACAGACAGACUGUUGUGAUUCAUUUGAAUGCAUAUGUGACUGUCAGAAUUCCACUCAAACUUGCCCCACUGGUUACAUCACCAAGGAGAUGACCAAUGAAUGUGGAUGUGUUGAAGUAACAUGCCUCCCUGAUAAGGUGUGCGUACUGGAUGGAGUGGUGUACCAGGUGGGCAGGAAAUGGGAGGAGAAAUGUAAGACGUGUACUUGCACAGAUAAGACAGAGCCUGUUACAGGUCUGCACAUAGUGCAGUGUGUAGAUCCUGUCUGCAACCAGAUCUGUCCUUUGGGUACCACAUAUUCUCACCCAGAGGGGGAUUGCUGUGGUCACUGUCAGAAGUCCAGUUGUUCAGAGGAGGACCAUGGAGGCCGUUUGAGAAUGGUGGGUGAACGAUGGGUGUCUCCUGAUAACCGUUGUGUUCAGAGUGAGUGUGUGCGAGUAAACGAAGAAAUCUUCAUACAGCACACUAAUGUUUCGUGUCACCUGAUGGACACCCCCAGCUGCCCACUGGGCACAGAGCUACGCUGCAACACAGCUGAUGACUGCUGCCCGACCUGCCACUGUGUCCCUGUGGAUGCAUGUCUGCUGAAUCAUACUCUCAUUGGGGUUGGUGAAUCUGUGAUGGUAGAUGCUUGUACACGCUGUAGAUGUGGGAUUGAGCAAGGAAAAUAUCACCUGGCCUGCAGGAAGAUGAGCUGUUCACCCUGCGCAGAAGGAUACACUCUAGAGCCAGUACCGGGUGCUUGCUGUGGCCGCUGUAUAGCAUCAUCCUGCUCCCUCCAACGACCUGAUGGGCAGUUAAUCAGCCUCAAGGUGAAUAGUUCCCGUGAAGAUGGCUGCUCCAAAUACACCUGUAAAGUAAAUGAGAAAGGAGAGCUCGUGUUGGAGACUGUGGUGACCACCUGCCCUCCACUAGACCGUGCCAGCUGCCUGGAGCGUGGGGGUAAAAUCAGUCAAAUUGGGCAGAGCUGCUGUGAGAUGUGUACCGAGCCAGAGUGCAGGAGGAUGGUCGGGUUGUUGAAUUAUAUUCGGGUGGAUGACUGUCAGUCAGAGGAAAAACUAGAGCUCAGUUACUGUGAGGGCCACUGCAGCAGUAAGUCUGUGUACUCUCUGGAGAAGAACCGUGUGGAAAACCAGUGUGUAUGCUGCUCUGCUACUGGAACUCUGCCACUCAGUGUUUCUCUACACUGUCCAAAUGGCACAAAGAUACAUCACCAAGUCCUCACCGUCACAGGCUGUGACUGCCAGAGCCAUGCCUGCCCUACUGACUGACAGUACACGCUGUACCAUUACUCUUACAUUCUCACACACAUGUAAAACUGCACUACAAUCACACAUGAAUACAGCAGCAUUUUUACUUUGAGAUUGCAUGUCAUGUUUUAUCACAUUAUUAAAAGUAUACCUUUACAGCAACAAUACUUACUGUCAAGAAUCACCAUUUAAUCAAUAAAUUGUAUGGAUAUUUUUA
Molecule: messenger RNA, 8781 nt
Organism: Trichomycterus rosablanca
Lineage: Eukaryota; Metazoa; Chordata; Actinopteri; Siluriformes; Trichomycteridae
Gene: vwf
Product: von Willebrand factor
Exons: 52
Coding region: 81-8585 (2834 amino acids)
Cellular component (GO): extracellular matrix
Molecular function (GO): protein binding
Source: RefSeq, a predicted model, not a curated record